AUGGCUUCUUAUGAGCCCCUGCUUCCUUCCAGCCCUAAACUGAGGAUUUCCCUCAUCACCUACUCCUCAGUCAGCUAUGUCCUUCUGCCACUCACCUCCGACAGAGCCCACAACUAUCCCAACAACUACCACAACGACCACAAAGCCUACCACAACGAGGAGGACAACAAGGAGGACAACCACAACCACAGUGCCUACAACAAGGAGGACAACGACAACAACGAGGAGGACAACGACAACAACAACGACGACGACGACAACGACAACGACGACGACAACGACAACGACGACAACAACCACGACGACAACAACGAGGAGGACGACGACGACAACCACGACAACAACGACAACGACAACCACUACGACAACUACGACAACCACGACGACAACAACGACAACGACAACGACGACAACAACGACAACCACAACCACAACGACAACCACGACAACCACGACGACGACGACAACAACAACGAGGAGGACAACACCAACAACGACGACAACGACAACCACGACGACGACGACAACAACGAGGAGGACAACACCAACAACGACAACAACGACAACCACGACAACAACAACAACCACGACAACAACAACAACCACGACGACGACGACAACGACAACAAGGAGGACAACGCCAACAACAACAACCACCACCACCACAGUGCCUACAACUGUCACAACAAGGAGGACAACAACGACAACAAGGAAAACAACAACCACAACGAGGAGGACAACAACCACAACGAGGAGGACGACAACCACGACUACGACUACAACGACUACAACUACUACAACGACGACUACGACAACGACUACUACAACGACGACGACUACUACAACGACAACUACUACUCCCACGACAACAACAACUACGACGACGACAACAACCACAGUGCCUACCACUGUCACUACAAUGACAACCACCACAACCACAGAAAAGCCUACAACUGUCCCAACAACUACCACAACAACCACAAAGCCUACCACUGUCACAACGAGGACAACUACAACUACAAUGCCUACCACAGUCAUGACAACACCAACAACAACCCAGAAGACCACCACCACCACAACAACAACACGGAAGACCACAACACCUACCACAGUCACGACAACCACCACCACCACCACCACCACCACCACCACCACCACAACAACACGGAAGACCACAACACCUACCACAGUCACGACAACAACAACAACAACAACAACAACACGGAAGACCACAACGCCUACCACAGUCACGACAACAACAACAACAACAACACGGAAGACUACAACGCCUACCACAGUCAGGACAACAACAACAACAACAACACGGAAGACUACAACACCUACCACAGUCAGGACAACAACAACAACAACAACACGGAAGACUACAACACCUACCACAGUCAGGACAACAACAACAACAACAACACGGAGGACCACAAGGCCUACCACAGUCAGGACAACAACAACAACAACAAGAAAAACAACAACAACAACACGGAGGACCACAACCCCUACCACAGUCAGGACAACAACAACAACAACAACACGGAGGACCACAAGGCCUACCACAGUCAGAACAACAACAACAACAAGAAAAACAACAACAACAACACGGAGGACCACAACCCCUACCACAGUCAGGACAACAACAACAACAACAACACGGAGGACCACAACCCCUACCACAGUCAGGACAACAACAACAACAAGGAAAACAACAACAACAACACGGAGGACCACAACGCCUACCACAGUCAGGACAACAACAACAACCACAACCCGGAGGACCACAAGGCCUACCACAGUCAGGACAACAACAACCACAACACGAAGGACCACAAGGCCUACCACAGUCAGGACAACAACAACAACCACAACACAAAGGACCACAAGGCCUAUCACAUUCUGGACAACAACACCAAAACCAUGGAGGCCCAUAAGGCCUAUCACAUUCUGGACAACAACACCAAAACCAUGGAGGCCCAUAAGGCCUAUCACAUUCUGGACAACAACACCAAAACCAUGGAGGCCCGUAAGGCCUAUCACAUUCUGGACAACAACACCAAAACCAUGGAGGCCCGUAAGGCCUAUCACAUUCUGGACAACAACACCAAAACCAUGGAGGCCCGUAAGGCCUAUCACAUUCUGGACAACAACAACAACAACAUGGAGGCCCGUAAGGCCUAUCACAUUCUGGACAACAACACCAAAAACAUGGAGGCCCGUAAGGCCUAUCACAUUCUGGACAACAACAACAACAACAUGGAGGCCCGUAAGGCCUAUCACAUUCUGGACAACAACAACAACAACAUGGAGGCCCGUAAGGCCUAUCACAUUCUGGACAACAACAACAACAACAUGGAGGCCCAUAAGGCCUAUCACAUUCUGGACAACAACAACAACAACAUGGAGGCCCAUAAGGCCUAUCACCUUCUGGACAACAACAACAACAACAUGGAGGCCCAUAAGGCCUAUCACAUUCUGGACAACAACAACAAGAACAACAACAACACGGAGGACCACAACCCCUACCACAGUCAGGACAACAACAACGACAAGAACAACAACACGGAGGACCACAAGGCCUACCACAGUCAGGACAACAACAACAAGAACAACAACAACAACACGGAGGACCACAACCCCUACCACAGUCAGGACAACAACAACGACAAGAACAACAACACGGAGGACCACAAGGCCUACCACAGUCAGAACAACAACAACAAGAAGGACAACAACAACAACAACACGGAAGACCACAAUGCCUACCACAGUCAGGACAACAACAACAACAAGAACAACAACAACAACACGGAGGACCACAAGGCCUACCACAGUCAGGACAACAACAACAACAAGAACAACAACAACAACACGGAGGACCACAAGGCCUACCACAGUCAGGACAACAACAACGACAAGGACAACAACAACAACACGGAAGACCACGCCUACCACAGUCAGAUCAACAACAAAGACAACAACAACCACAACACGGAAGACCACAACACCUACCACAGUCAAGACAACAACAACAACAAGGACAACAACAACCACAACACGGAAGACCACAACCCCUACCACAGUCAGGACAACAACAACGACAAGAACAACAACACAGAGGACCACAAGGCCUACCACAGUCAGAACAACAACAACAACAAGGACAACAACAACCACAACACGGAAGACUACAACGCCUACCACAGUCAGGACAACAACAACACGGAAGACCACAACACCUACCACAGUCAGGACAACAACAAUGACAACAACAACAAGGAAAACAACGACAAGGACAACAAGGAUUACCACAAUGCCUACCACUGUCAGGACAAGCAGGACGACAACAACGAUGAUGACAACAACCACAAUGACGACAACGAUGAUGACAAUCCCUACCACUUUCACAAAGACAACAACCUCUGUGACUACAGUUGUCACCCAGAGACCGGUUCCCAGCAAUCCUUUCUUGUAUGCUACAUUCAUCACCUCACUGAUUGUGAUCCCAUUGGUGCUUAUCUGUAUCUGCUGCUACACGAGGGUGAGUGA
Cervus elaphus (red deer) is the source of this 3555-nucleotide messenger RNA. Its product is annotated as probable cyclin-dependent serine/threonine-protein kinase DDB_G0292550. The coding region runs from base 1 to 3555 and encodes 1184 amino acids. The record is from RefSeq and is a predicted model, not a curated record. The transcript is spliced from 3 exons. Lineage: Eukaryota; Metazoa; Chordata; Mammalia; Artiodactyla; Cervidae.